AUGGGUAGAAGAAAGAUUUCAAUUCAACCUAUUACUGAUGAGCGUAAUAGGAAAGUGACAUUUGUAAAGAGAAAAGCUGGUCUAUUUAAAAAAGCACAUGAAUUGGCAGUUUUAUGUCAAGUAGACUUGGCUGUUAUAAUACUAGGAAAUAACAAUUCAAAAUUCUAUGAAUAUAGUUCAGUUAAUGUUCAAGAUUUAUUGGGUGAUUUCAAAGAUAGUAAAUUUCUACAUGACUCCAAAACACCAGCAGAUUAU
Hansenula anomala is the source of this 255-nucleotide messenger RNA. It is a transcript of the gene RLM1, whose product is annotated as Rlm1p. Gene Ontology annotation, molecular function: DNA-binding transcription factor activity, RNA polymerase II-specific; protein dimerization activity; RNA polymerase II cis-regulatory region sequence-specific DNA binding. The transcript has a single exon. The annotation marks the transcript as partial. NCBI's taxonomy places the organism in Eukaryota, Fungi, Ascomycota, Saccharomycetes, Phaffomycetales, Wickerhamomycetaceae. The record is from RefSeq and is a predicted model, not a curated record. Gene Ontology annotation, biological process: positive regulation of transcription by RNA polymerase II.